Messenger RNA from Nothobranchius furzeri (turquoise killifish), 4341 nucleotides. RefSeq names its product zinc finger protein ZXDC. The record is from RefSeq and is a predicted model, not a curated record. NCBI's taxonomy places the organism in Eukaryota, Metazoa, Chordata, Actinopteri, Cyprinodontiformes, Nothobranchiidae. Gene Ontology annotation, cellular component: nucleus. Gene Ontology annotation, molecular function: transcription coregulator activity. Gene Ontology annotation, biological process: regulation of transcription by RNA polymerase II.
GAGACUUGACUGGAAAGACUUGUGACUUGGCCACACCCCUAUUGAUUAUUAUGUCUUUUUAGCUUGAACUGGACGUGUCUGGGAUUUCCGUGUGGACCCUGAAGGCAGCACUUGGCCUGUAAACUGUACGCAUCUUCUCCGGUUACAGGGGCGGGGCCUGUUUAGUGUAGCUGCUACAGGGACACCAAGAUGGAAAUGCAGGGGCUUUCUGAUGCUCCCAACAUUCGCUCUCAACAUGGCGGCCUGCACGGGGCCCCUUCAGCAACACUCCAGUCCUUGCCUCGUUUUCUUAACGCCAAAAAGGAAACGGACAGGCAUCCGGGUCCGCCCGAGCCUCAAAAUGAAAACCACAACGCCAGAUCGAAGACAUCACCGUCCCGCCUGCUGGCAGAAAAUGGCAGCUAUUCGCCUGUCUGCAAAACCCAGUCGGGGACUAGCGUCACCCUCUCGGAUGAAAGAGCUGUUUUGGGACUGCAUCACUUGAACGCAGACAAAGAAAGUGAUCUAAAUGCGCUUCUUGUUUCGCACGAGCUCAACAGGACAGGCUGGAAAUACGACGAGAGCGGGGACGCCGUCCUGCAAAUGGCGCUGCCUCUGUUCGAGGGGGAAGAGGACCUGGUGCCGCAGCGGCAGCUGGCGUUGCCUUGCCCGGCUUUACACCAGCAGCCUUCUGUAGCGAGCAACAGCGCUGCCGCUUCUAGGAGCUCGACCUCCGUCAGCAAGGCCGCCAAACGCACACAGGACCUGCUGGUUGUCUUUAACGCUCUUCACGACGAUGGGCUGGCCGAGACCAGCAGACGUCUGUCAUGUGACUUCGGCGGAAGUCAGGUGAAAGCCGAAGACGCGGGGAGCUCCAAGGCCAGUCGCCUCGGCCCCAUGGAAGGAGUCGGCGUCCCGUUAAGCGAGCUCAGCCCGGCCUGUCCUCACACACAGUCCGCGAAAACGGAUUCUGCGCUCAGCUUCAUUCCCGAAGGUUCUGCCGUGAUAAACGUCGAACACGUUGUGUUAACGAACAAGUAUGGCGAUAAGAUGUGUGGGCAGAUUUGUACCGACGCGGGCGACAGGAAGCUGUUGAGAGAGCUGACUGGAAUCGAUGAAAACAUCGCGUUGAGUUCCGAGGCGGCGGGCGUCGUGGAGGCUGUGGAAGAGUCGGAUCAUGCCUGUAACCCCGGUACCGACCCGGUCCCUGCCAGUGACACCUUCUCCGGAACCAUCACGAUAAACAACCAGAGCAUAGUAGUGACCAUAGAGAACGGAGUGUUGACUCUCGCUGCGCCUCCUGACGGACAUGUCCGUAAGGACGAUGACCUGGUGAGCCUAAAGGAGCACCUGGGCAUGAAAGACCAUGAGGACAUCGUUCUUCUCAACUAUGACAGUGGCACCAAGUCAAUCGGGAAGAUCAGCACCCUCGCUGUAGCUGGUCCUCAGCAGCAGGAAGAGCCCAGACCGGUCAGUGACUCGGAACUGACUCUGGUGGAUGACAGCUCGUUUUCAGAGCUUUCGUUUGAUUCCUGUCCCAUAGUGAAACAGGAGGCAGGGGCACUGUGCACUUUGACAGAGAUCGAUUUGGUCACUUCGUUGCCCAAAGGCACCAUGGCAGAAUGUGACAAUGCCAACACAAGCCCUCUACCACUAAUCAGGCCAAAAAAAGACACCGUGACCCCCUUUGACUGUCCUGAACCAGGCUGCUCAUGCACAUUUGAGUCUCGCCAGAAACUUAAGGUCCACCUUCUGAACCACACCGAGGACCCGCGGCCUUACCAGUGCAUCGUGGAAGGCUGUGGGUGGGCUUUUGCUACCUCGUACAAGCUGAAACGACACCUGCAGUCCCACAACAAGCAGCGACCACACAUCUGCCAGUUUGAGGGCUGCGGGCGGCGGUUCACCACCGUCUACAAUCUUAAGGCUCAUGUUAAAGUCCAUGAGCAGGACAACGCCUUCACUUGUGAGAGCUGCAGUGAGAAGUUCCGCAGCAUCACACGCCUCACCAAUCACCAGAGGGUACACUUUGAACCACAGAGACCCCAUAGGUGUGAAUAUCCAGGCUGUGAGAAAACCUUCAUCACAUUCAGUGCCCUGUUCUCCCAUAACCGCACUCACUUCAGAGAAACGGGCCACUUCGCAUGCACUUACCCCGGAUGUGACAAGACCUACGACAAGGCGUGUCGGCUUAAAAUACACACGAGGAGUCACACAGGUGAAAGACCUUUUGCCUGUGACUCAAAAGGUUGUGGCUGGACUUUUACCAGCAUGUCCAAGUUACUCCGCCAUAAACGGAAGCAUGAUGAUGACCGUCGAUUUGUCUGUACAGAGGAGGGAUGUGGAAAGUCCUUCACCAGGGCCGAGCACCUUAAGGGUCACAGCAUUACUCAUCUGGGCACCAAGCCCUUCCAGUGCCAUGCAGAAGGAUGUAAUGCCAAGUUUUCAGCCCGAAGCAGUCUCUACAUCCACUCAAGGAAGCACAAACAGGACGGCAGCAGCCCGAGGACUAGGUGCCCUGUUGCCAGUUGUUCCAAGCACUUCUCAUCACGCAGCAGCCUGAAGAGUCACAUUAUCAAAUGCCACCACCUGAGUCCUGAUGUUCUGGGUCAAAUGGAGACCACCCCUAGCCUGACCCCCAGCAGCGAGCUCAUCAGCGCCACCCCUAACUCUGUGGCUAGCCCUGGUGUUGCCGUUGGAGACCAGCUGAACUUAGACCUUAGCUCCUUGUUCUCUACUGUGCCCGGGGCUUCUGCACCCACUGGGGUGGGGAUCCCCGUCACUGGGAGCGGCUCCUUUACCAUGGACCUGUCUAUGGUCAGCUCGGGUAUUCUCACCAUUGACCCCUCCUCCUCAGUGGGAACCACACUUGUUACCAGCACCAACCCAACACUGGCCAAGGCCUUGGACCCCCUCAUCAUGGCAGCCGGUGCCGACAUGGUCCAUCAGCAUGGCCUAGAAGGAAAAGCAGGAGAUGUUCUACCCCCUCAAGGCACAAUUAACCUGAGUGAUGUACAGACUGUUUCUCCAGGGGCCUUGGGGAACCUCACAGCUCUGACGCCGCAGAGUGCUGCUGCCUCGGUGGAUCCUGCUGUGCCGCACCCACACAGUCCCUCCAGCGGCCUAAACGUGGGGUCCCCAGCCUCGCUGGCUGUGACUCCUGCUGCUGAGCUGCUGCGAUCUCCUUCAAAAGUGGUAGAGAUCGGAGCCCAGGGAGGUGCAGGUUCUUUGCUGGGGUGUGUGGAAGUGAUGGCUCCCCAGGAAGCAGGAAAAGUCCUCACUCAGUUUGUUUUCCCCAGCCUCAGCAACUGCUUUAGCCCACAGAAAGACCCGGAACCUACCGUGUCACCAAGCAGCUUCCUGGAGAGCGGAGGCUCAGCCAGGACCGACUACAGAGCUAUCCAGAUGGCUAAGAAGAAGAAGAAGCAGAAAGGUUCCUCAGGUCCACCAGGAACGUCCUGUCAGAGAAACACCAAGGGAUCCAGGGUUGCCAUGGCAGUGCUGCCCCCCCGUUAUAGUGAUGGAGCUGUAGCAGCUGCUGGGGGCCUCGCGCUGAGGGACCAUGUCAUUGGGGCCCAGUACAUCCAAAUCCAGCUGCUGCAGGAUGACCCAGCCAGUAAUGGUGACCUGGCCUUCCAGCUGAGCUCCCAGGCCUCCAGCUCUCACUCUCAGCUCACUGCUGAUCUUCCUGUCAACAUUUUACAGGAACCCUCAGCGAUGACCGAAGAAGACAACGGCUCAGACAACUCCCAGUUCACAGGAAGUACCAUCAACCUUCAGGACCUGGAGUGAUCCUUUCCUCCCCCAGCUAGAGUCACAGGUCCACAGCACCCAGGGUUCCUCUGGUGCCUCGUUAACCAUCAGACCUCCAGAACGCCCGGUUGUCUGAACCAAAUCCUGACCCUCUGCAGACGAUCGAGUCCAGUCUGACAACUGGUGAAUCUUGGAAAGUGGACUGGGUAGAAUGGUUUCCACUGAUCAUGCACCUUUAGAUGAGCAGAUGGGUCUCGGAUGAGAAGAUCAUCAGAGCCACCAGAGGUUCCAGUCCUUGUUUCUGGAUCAUUGUGCCACACACACACACACUCUGCAUGAGUCUGCACUCCAGUUGCCUUACACACCUCAUGCUGUGCAGGUUUCCAUCUGCAGACCGGCGGCGUGAGCCCACAUACCUUAGAUUUAUUUUUGUAAGCCAUCAGAGGACCAUGUUGAGAAGAGGCCUGCAGGACCAGUGUACCUCCAGAAGCCCCUUGCUCACCUGAGGAAUGAAACCAGGUGUGCUGGUGCCCCCCGGCCUGCUUCAGGCCUUAUUUAUUAAAGCUGUGUGUUUACGGACAGCAGAUGAUUAAAGAGUAAGAACUGACA